AUGCUUCCCAUCACGACCUGCUUCGUUGCAGGACUGCAAUACCUGAUACAUCCUUUAAAGCUUGGAACCAUUCAAGAAACCAUCAACCCUGAUGCUCUGAUUCCAAUCACGCUCCUGUCAACUGAGGAAAUCUUUGGCGACCUCGAAGGAAUUCUAGAUCUGUUCGAUUCAAUCGAUGAUGUAUUUGUUCCCGACUUUGGUUCCAUUCUCGUCGAAAAGAGCGGAGACAACAGUAGCCAGGUUCAUAUCGAUACGCGACAGAUUUAUCAUAUGGACCAAAUCAAGGCUCUCGAUGGCUUUUCUGAGUUACCUUCUGGUCCCUACUUUCUUUACGGUCCGAAUCUUUACCAGGCCUGGCGUCUGUAUGAUGACGAACUCGGAGCUUUCACUUCUGGUGUAAUACCUGAUGAUCUGAACCAACCAGAUGAGUAUGUUGUGUCUCUAGUGCAAGCCGUAGCUGACCAUACAGAUUCCAACCCUUGA
This is a messenger RNA of Fusarium musae, 483 nucleotides long. RefSeq lists its product as uncharacterized. The record is from RefSeq and is a predicted model, not a curated record. The transcript has 2 exons. Lineage: Eukaryota; Fungi; Ascomycota; Sordariomycetes; Hypocreales; Nectriaceae. The coding region runs from base 1 to 483 and encodes 160 amino acids.